Messenger RNA from Magallana angulata, 1749 nucleotides. RefSeq names its product DNA damage-regulated autophagy modulator protein 2-like. The record is from RefSeq and is a predicted model, not a curated record. Bases 161 to 1048 code for a protein of 295 amino acids. NCBI's taxonomy places the organism in Eukaryota, Metazoa, Mollusca, Bivalvia, Ostreida, Ostreidae. The transcript is spliced from 9 exons.
AAUCCAUUGACAUAAAUUCAGACCUGAAUUCCAUAAGCAAUGUAAUGUAAAAAUAUUGGCGAAUCGAGUUCUCACAUUGACAAGGAAUCUAAAGCUAGUCGAUAUCGUGCGACAGCUUCGUAGAGAUCUCUGAGGCAAAGCAAUUUCUCUGAGACACGACAUGGAAACGACUGGAAAACAAACCACUGCAAGGAUCGUGCCCCACCCACACAGAUCCCCGUCCAGAGACCCGAUGAUACCACCUAAACCCCCGGGCUGUCUGGACUGUCUGAGGACCAAACUCCAUCUCCUUCCCAUCAUCACUUUCACCUGGUUAGCGGUCACAGUAUGUCUGUCAUAUGUAUUGGCUGCCAUCAAUAAGGACACAGAGGCAGAUUUUCCGUACAUCAGUAAAACAGCCAACGUCGACCCACAGAGAGCCAUUUUUUCACAGAUGGUCACCAUGGGCUCAGUGCUAUACGGGAUCUGCAGCACGAUGCGGUACCUCUCUAUGAAGGCUGACCUGCUUUCGUGCUCGGUGUCCAGGGGGUACCACUGGCUGAAUAUCAUUGGGGUCUGUACCGGACUGCUGGUCUGUCUGGGGAACACCUUAUUGGGAAACUUUCCGACGGACGGCUACAGGAGCCACUAUAAAGCCCCUCACUACGUCGGAGCAACGGCGGCGUUUGCGGGGGGCGUCGUGUAUGGUUGGAUACAAACAAGGUUGUCAUGGUUACUGGAACACAAACAAAGAAAAACCAGCAGGAUACAGCUUGUGUUGAUGAUAUGGACCACUGUGGCAUUGCUUACAUUUGGUAUAUCAAAAGUAGUCUAUGAAGUUCAGAAAUCUAAAGGCUAUGGAACCAAAGAGGGCACGUUACGCGAUGUCUACCUGGUGUCCACCGUCACGGAGUGGGUGCUGGCCUUCAGUAUAGCAGGAUUCCCUCUGACGUUUGUUAGAGACUUCAAAGCCUCCGUCCUGAGGAGUCCGAGGAUCCUCAGACGUGAUUAUACAGAGGACAUUCAGGCUAAUGGUGGCUUGGAAAAGGACAUCGAUUAUAAAAUUUGAAACAUACACGUAAAUAAACCAUAGAAGUCCCGGUUACACUUCCAACAGGGACAUACACAUUCAUUUAUUAGUAGCUACCACAAAGGACCUACGGAACGUGGGACAACUAUCGUUUCGAUAAUUCGUUGAUGCACUGGUCUUUGUUACCUUGGAGACUUGCGUUAUGGAUAACUGCCCGUGUCUGUUGUACAUCUCCACAUAACUUUUAACAUGAUAUUCAUUAAACAUAUUCCCGCGCUGGCAAAACAUGCGAAUUUUCUCCUGCAAGUAUAUGUAUGUAUCUUCUACAACAGUACCAGAUGAUGUUGAAUAUUUCGAUACAUGAAGUUCAUAUGUAAUCAGUGCAGAUAAUAUGUGUGAUACUUUUUUUUUCUUGAUUUAUAGAUUGAUGCUUCGUCACGAUACAGAUUGUUACCAUUUUCCGACAUCUUGAUUUGUAGUGAUCCAAACUUGUGAUUGUAUUGCAUAAAUCUCAUUGACUUGACGGAGUGAUAUGCAAGUUAUGUGUUCAUGUAUGCUGAUGAUAUUCAUAGACCCUUUCAUUAAUAAACCUUCAGAACAAUUGUCAGAAGAGAGAGAGAGAGAGAGGGAGAGAGAGAGAGAGAGAGAGAGAGAGAGAGAGAGAGAGAGAGAGAAACAGUGCUUUUUUGUAUCAAUGACGAUGAAUGAAUAUAAAUGUUUCAAUGCUAACAUGUUUUACU